Molecule: messenger RNA, 1468 nt
Organism: Toxotes jaculatrix (banded archerfish)
Lineage: Eukaryota; Metazoa; Chordata; Actinopteri; Toxotidae
Product: solute carrier family 51 subunit beta
Exons: 6
Coding region: 86-1000 (304 amino acids)
Biological process (GO): bile acid and bile salt transport
Cellular component (GO): plasma membrane
Molecular function (GO): transmembrane transporter activity; protein heterodimerization activity
Source: RefSeq, a predicted model, not a curated record
UCUGGACAGAUGUUCUUGUCUGUCUGCUGAACAGUCAGAUGUGCCCUCUUUCUCCUCUCAGCCGCAGACAGAACAUCACAGCAAUAUGUUUGAUGUCUGGAUCAUGCUGUUUCUCCUCCUGUCAGGGGGGAGGGCAUUCAUGAUCUACAACACCCAGCACAGCCUGUGUCUGGAAGACUCAGCUGCUACAGGUGAAGUCCUGCUGAAGAAGUGCAACCUGGACUCAGAGGGGCAACAGUGGGUCUGGAUCGCUCAGGGAAUGCUAAUGUGUGUUGCAUCAUCCAGAUGUUUGUCGGCCCAGCACACUGAGCCAGUCCAGACCUUGUCCUGCCAGGGAACAGAUGUGGAUACUGCAAGGUUAACGUGGGACUGUGACAGGGACAGACUGAUCAGCAGGAACACGUCAAUGCUCCUGUCACUAGAUGGCCAACGUUUGACUCUGACUUACAACAGCAAACAUUCAAAGUGGAGAGCUCUGGAUGAGGGGGACAUCUGCCAGGAAAAACUCCGACUAAGGAGGGCGUCUGAUGAUCCAGGCGAGUUAGAGCUUGCGGAGGAGCAGGCAGAUGAGAUGACAGCCGAACAGAGAGAGUACCUCCGCUGGUUCUAUCGCACAGAGGAUUCAACCACAUGGAAGUUUGUGCUGUUGGGACUGGCCUUCAUCUGUCUUCUUGUUGGUUUUCUGCUGCUGGGAAUGGGAGCCAUGGCCAACAAGAACAGAAAAAAGAUAGCCAAGUACAAGGCAGCAGCAUCUCUGGUUCAGAGGAGUAGAGAUGAGGAGCUGCAAAUCAUCUCACCACCGUCAUCAUCUCCUGACACACUGCAGCAGGGAAACAAACCUUUUUCAUCUAAUGGAGAAGUGAACGAGCUCGAAGCAGGAAACAUUGUGGUCACAUGGAAAGAUGGCAACACCUCUUGCUUCUACUCAGGUCCUGCAGCACAAGAGGAAGAGCAGGAAGAGAAGCAGGAUGCUCAUGAUGAGGUCCAGACAAUGGAGUAAAGAGUUCAGAUUACAGAUUGAAUGUACAGUGAAUAAUCUCUCUUGAAAAUUAAACUGCAACAUAAAAGAUGUAAUCUGAUUUUCCUUUUUAACAAAUAAUAGUCAAGUCACAGUUAAAAUGAAAAUGCAAAUGUCUAACAAUUUGAAAAUGAAAAUGACAUUAGACAUUUCAUUUUCAGAAAUUUAACAGUGAAUUCCUGUUUGUCUCCAGCGGUUGUAAUGACAGUGAAGAAGUGGUUAGAGGGUGAAUGAGCUGUAUGAGCAUAUUUAUCAGAUUUAUUUAGAAUAUUCAGGAUCUUUAUCAGCUUCUAACAUCAACUAAGAUUAAUAAUUUUUACUUGUUUUUUAUAGAUGACACCACCUAUUAUGUAUGUGGUCAUGAGUGGAAUUUUAAUAAUGGUUCUCCCUGUUGACUCCUUGACUUCUUCCUAUGGUGUUCAAACAUCAAUAAAUCAUUAUGGUUUCUGA